ACAAACUAUAUUGCCAAAAGUAUUUGGCCAGCCCUCCAAAUCAUUGGAUUCAGGUGUUCCAAUCACCUCCAUGGCCACAGGUGUAUAAAAUCAACCACCAUGCAGACUGCUUCUACAAAAAUUUGUGAAAGAAUGGGUCACUCUCAGGAGCUCAGUGAAUUGAAGCGUGGUACCAUGAAAGGUUGCCACCUGUGCAAUAAGUCCAUCUGUGAAAUUUCCUUGCUACUAAAUAUUCCACGCUCAACUGUUAGUGGUAUUAUAACAAAGUGGAAGCAACUGGGAACAACAGUAACUCAGCCAUGAAGUGGUAGGCCACAUAAAAUGACAGAGCGGGGUCAGCACACGCUAAAGCCCACAGUGCGCAGAAGUCGCCAACUGUCUGCAGAGUCAAUAGCUAAAGACCUCCAAACUUGGUGUGGCCUUCAGAUUAGCACAACAGUGCGUAGAGAGCUUCAUAGAAUGGAUUUCCAUGGCCAAGCAGCUGGAUCCGAGCCUUACAUCACGAAGUGCAAUGCAAAACACCAGAUGCUGUGGUGUAUAAAGCACACUGCCACUGGACUCUAG
This is a messenger RNA of Staurois parvus, 564 nucleotides long. The record is from the annotation of a GenBank genome assembly. Lineage: Eukaryota; Metazoa; Chordata; Amphibia; Anura; Ranidae.